Messenger RNA from Pectinophora gossypiella (pink bollworm), 2765 nucleotides. RefSeq lists its product as uncharacterized. Bases 92 to 844 code for a protein of 250 amino acids. The record is from RefSeq and is a predicted model, not a curated record. The transcript has 2 exons. NCBI's taxonomy places the organism in Eukaryota, Metazoa, Arthropoda, Insecta, Lepidoptera, Gelechiidae.
AAUCACACUAGUUAUGUAGUCGACCUUGACUUCAUAUAUAUUAUACCAGUAACUUCACACAUCUGUUGCGCGGAGGUUGUGUCAUAAUAACAUGGAUUUUAGUGGAAAAGUUGUUAUUGUCACCGGCGGUAGUUCUGGUAUAGGAGCGGCGACAGCUAAACUAUUCGCGAGUGCCGGCGCCCUACUUACUAUAGUAGGACGAAACGAACAAAGACUCCUAGAAGUAGCUGGAAAAUGCAAGGAAUUUCAAGGAAACCAACCCCUCUGCAUACUCUUAGACCUAACGCUUGACGGAUCUUGCGAAGAAGUCAUACGAAAAACCGUUGAAACACACGGCAAAAUAGAUGUUUUAGUAAACUCAGCCGGACAGAUCCUGUGCACGUCAAUAUUUGACAAUACAAUGGAAAAUUUCGACGAACUGAUCGCUAUAAAGCUACGCGUGCCUUAUAAAAUAACGCAAUUAUGCGUCCCACAUCUGAAGAAGACCAGAGGAAACGUUGUGAACGUCAUCGCGGCUCCCAUGAGAGUUUUACCAGGCUUUCUUACCAGUUCAAUGAUAAGAGAUGCAAUGGAGCGGUUCACGAAAGCAGCAGGUUUAGAACUAGCGACUGAGGGUAUCAGGAUGAAUGCUGUGAGACCUGGGAUUACCAGAACGAAUAUGUUAGCAGAUCUUAAUAUACAUAAUAUAAACGAGACUUACGAUAAAAUAGCUCAGAUGUUGCCAAGUAAGGUUAUUAUAGAGCCUGAGGAAAUAGCUAGGAUGAUUCUGUUUGUCGCUAGCGAUACUUGUCCGAAUUUGAACGCUGCUAACUUGAUACUUGAUGGUGCUGCUUCGGUAUUUUAAUUCCAAGUAGCAUAGACAGAGCCACAAAAAUCAGAAGUGGACUUGCAGCCACUUUUGAUUGUCCUAAAGGUGAUACGAAGACAAGGCAAAAAUAAGUGAUAAUUUUAUGAACUGUGCUAAAAGUUAUGAAGUUAGAAAAGUGAUAAUAGUUUAAAAUGUGUUAAAAGUGGAAGCGUAGAUAUAAAGAUGUUACAUUCCGGAAUAUACAGUAUAAUACAGUGCAGGUGACGGGUAGAUUAAGUAACUUGAUGGAUUUAGGCUGAUAAAAUUAAUCGAUGCAAUGUAACUGAAAAAUGCAACGCUUAAUGAUCUUUUCUCCUGUACGUUGUUUUCUUUUGACGUGCGUUUUGAGACCAAUGUUCGACCUCAUUACUCAACAGUUACAUUAAUCAGGGUUACUAUAAAGACCCCUGACAUUAAUCAAGUAACGAGUAUUGUCACGAGCAUCAUGCAUACAUUUUGGUACCAUGUCAAAUGAAUUUUUUUGACAAAUUGCACUGUAAGUCUCACUAAAUGCCAAAUAUGUUAGUGCGACAGAGACCUAAAGGGUACAUUGCUCAUAACUGUACAUACUUACUUACUUACUUAAGUAAAUAAUUGUCACCGGGACCGACUGCUCAACAUGCCCACGCUUUAUGAUGAUAAGAAUACACAUAUUAAAAUAGUGUAAAUCGAAAUAAGAACUUGUUCAAAAACGUUUAACCAUGUAGCCUGAGCUAAGAGGUUGAAAUAUAAUAAUCUAAGGGGAGCUACACACAUACGUGGACCGGGAUUAAUCGGCAAAGUCGGGCGGCCAAAUCGGGCAUUAUGUACACGCGUAAUAAUAAGGCCAUUAUGAUUUCACUGGGUCAAACAUAAAUUAUAAAAUGCUAAUUUAGGAAUAGAAGCUAACCUAAAGUGAUCAAAAACCAAUCCUAUUUAUUCAUAUUAAUCAAUAUAAUAUAUUUGCAGAACAAGUAGCCGAGACAUGCAGGAUAAUUGAAAACUAUUUACCUUUAUUUUUCAUAUUAAUUAACCAUGCAUAGGUAUAAUACAUCAUUUUGAUUCUCUCAAUGCAACUGGUGCACAGGGAAAAAAAAUAUUUUCCUAGAACAAACCUCCAUUCCAUUGUCAUGUUUUUUCCUGUAUGAUGAUUUAUUCAUAUUGCCUUAAUUUCAAAUUUUAAUAAUGAAUUAAGUAACAAUGACCAAGAUAGUUGACCGCUCUUAUUAAUGGCGUCACUGGGACAGUAUUUUCUUACAAACUCAAUACAAAAUUCUACUCGUUUUGACUUUUCGUAAAAAGUAUCUUGAUUCACUUAGUAGUAAAGCGUUAGGCUGACGAUCCGGAGGUCCCGGGUUCGAAUCCCGGUGGGGUCAUAUCACAAAAAUCACUUUGUGAUCUCUAGUUUGGUUAGGAGAUUACAAGCUGAUCACCUGAUUGUCCAAAAAGUAAAAUGAUCCGUACUUCGGAAGGCACGUUAAGCCGUAGGUCCUGGUUACUAUUUACUUAUGUAAGUGAGUGAUCGUUAAAGAGCCAUGUCAGGGGCCUUUGAUGGCUCAAUAAUAACCCUGCUAUCAGGGUUGAUGAGGUUGAUAAUUCAUCUCACAACGCACAUGAUAGAAGAAGAAGAAAAUAGUAAAAUAAAUAGCCUAUAGCUUUCGGUCACCCUAGCCGGUCAACAGGACUGCCGCACCGAAAGUGCCGGCCCGCUAAGUGUGUAGCACCCCUAAGUAGUACAAAUAAGCUUACAAAUAAUAUUGCAAAUGUAUUACUAUUUGUGAUCUGAAGAGUGAUAUAUUUUUUUUUAAUAAUAAAUCUCGAAUAUCAUUUCGAUCUCUUUAUUAGGUACUUAUUAUGAACUAUUUAGUGACUUAAGUACGGUUGUGAUUUUGUUACUUUACAUGUUUAGUUUAAAAGUAAAUAUAUUUUUUAUUUUUUA